Trichosporon asahii var. asahii CBS 2479 is the source of this 1665-nucleotide messenger RNA. RefSeq lists its product as uncharacterized. The coding region runs from base 1 to 1665 and encodes 554 amino acids. Gene Ontology annotation, cellular component: plasma membrane. The transcript has 3 exons. The record is from RefSeq and is a predicted model, not a curated record. Gene Ontology annotation, molecular function: nickel cation transmembrane transporter activity. NCBI's taxonomy places the organism in Eukaryota, Fungi, Basidiomycota, Tremellomycetes, Trichosporonales, Trichosporonaceae. Gene Ontology annotation, biological process: nickel cation transmembrane transport.
AUGCGCCUCGGCCGCCUGCACUUCCACUCGCCCAUCCGGCUAACCCUCGUCGGGCGCGCGAUCGCGCUCCUCACAUUCGAGGCCCUCUUCAACAUUGCCUGUUGGGUCGCAGCCGGACUCUGCUUCAGCCAGGCCGAUGGGUUGCUCGGUAUUGCCCUGCUGGCGUGGACGCUCGGGCUCCGCCACGGCCUCGACGCAGACCACAUCAGCGCCAUCGACAAUGCGACGAGACAGAUGGUCUCCAUGGGCCGCCUGCCUAUCACUUGUGGACUGUGGUUCAGUCUCGGCCACUCGACGAUUGUCAUUGCGGUCAACAUUGCUAUUGCUGUUAGCCGUGACCAACGCUCGUCCUUCUCCUCCCUCCCCCGAUCUCCUGUGAAUGGCAACAAUGAGGCUAACCCUAGCGUGGACAUCUACGACAAGCUCGAGGGCGUCGGCGCCAUAGGCGGCAUCGUCGGCACGUCUGUGUCCGCCUCCUUCCUCUUCCUCGUGGCAGUCAUAAACUCGUGGUUCCUAUACGACGCGCUCCGGCACCGCCGCGCUCGCAAGGCGCGGGAAGCCAUGGGCCUCCCGCCCGCCGAGGACGAGACGAAGGCGAUUCACGGCGGGGGAUGUCUCGUCCGUAUUGUGGGACCCAUCUUGAAGGCGGUGGACAGGCCCUGGAAACUUUAUCCGGUUGGCAUUCUUUUUGGAUUCGGCUUCGACACAGCCAGCUCCAUCGCCCUCCUCGCCCUCUCGGCCAUCGCCAGCAGGGACCAUAAGGGCAACGCCAUCUCGCACGGCAAGAUUGUCGUACUCCCCUUCCUCUUUACGGCGGGCAUGUCGCUUGUCGAUAGUCUCGACUCGAUCCUCAUGCUGUACGCUUAUGCCCAGCCUGAGCUGAGAGUCAAGGGGAGGUGGAGGAUUAUCGAGAAGAAGCCGCUCCUCGGCGAUGGUGAUGAGGGCGUGGAUGAGGGUCGGGAGGAGACGGUGGCUGAGGGAGGUAUUGAGGGCGAGGUCGAGAAUGUGGUGGUAGUGGGAAGGGAGAGUGAGGAGAGAAGCCAAGCUCGGAGGCAGGAGCGACUCGAAAGUUACGACUAUGAGGCUGCUGAGCCCGUCUUGCCUGCCGUGGGCCCGUCCACUUUACUCGAGGUCGAUUCCAAGCCCGACGACAGUGGCAAGGGCACCAAGCCCGACUCCAAGCUUGACUCCAUGCCGUCCGAGAUCACCUCCAAUCCCUUCGAGACCCCCGCCGCAUCCCCUCUCGACAGCACCAAGUCCCUCCCCCUCGUCACCGACCCGAACACCGACACGAGCACGAAACUCACCGCCGAAGUGCACAACGAGCUCGAACCCAACGCCCGCGUCAUGCACACCAAGACCGCCACCAUGUCCUCCCUCUCCAUCUCCCUGACCCUACUCUCCAUCGCUGUGGCGCUGUCCAUCUCGCUGAUUGAGAUCAUGGGCCUGAUCGGGGAACAGUGCACGCCGUGUCGCGAGGCGGCUGAGGCGGAGGACGGAGGCGGAUUGGCGGGCAGUUGGUGGCGUGCGUGGGCCCGCGCAAACGAUGCGAGCGGGUACGUUGGUGCUGCCAUUGUGGGGUGUUUCGUUGCUAUUCUGCUCAUCUAUCAUGGUGUCCGGUGGGGUGUGAAGCGACACAAGAAGAGGCAGGCGAUCGAAGUGUAG